CAUCUGGCCUCUUGGUAUACCCUAUCUGGAUCUCCAACUCCAAACGGGAUGGUUCAAAGUCAACGUUACAGUCAAAGUCAAACUCAUCUGUAUUCCCAAGAGUAGACUGCUACAUCCCACAUUUCAAGAGGAGGUGUUUUUUCCGCCAUUGCAACCAGCUGAUCGAGGUCAGUCAUCUCAUCGCAGAUUAAAGACCGUCAGAGAUGUUAGGAUUACCGAAAAUCCAUUUUAUCAUUCUUCUAUUAAUCGUCCUUGGAAACCAAGUAGAAUCAGAUGCCUCUAAUCAUCGUUACAGUAAUGGAGAUAUAGUCCCCUUUUAUGUCAACAAAGUUGGCCCAUAUUCUAAUCCUAGUGAAACUUAUGCUUUUUAUGAUCUUCCCUUUUGUUCACCAGAUACCUUAGCCGAGAAGAAGCUUAAUCUAGGUGAGAUGCUAAACGGUGAUCGUCUUAUUUCAGCUCCAUAUAAACUCAAAUUUCUUGAUGAAAAAGAUUUUGAAGUGUUAUGCAAUAAGACGUUAAGCAAAAAAGAUGUUUCUCAGUUCAGGAGUGUGAUAGAAAAGGAUUACUUUAUACAGCUGUAUUAUGACGACUUGCCUAUUUGGGGUUUCAUUGGAACUACGGAAAGGGAUUAUACAGAUGCAAAGAUCAGGAACCAAUACUUCUUGUUCAAGCAUUUUGAGUUUGAAGUUUAUUACAAUAAGGAUCGUGUAAUAGAGGUCCGUUUACUAAUGCAUCAUAAUUAUUUGGCAAACGUUACAGAGGACAAGGAAGUUGUUGUGGACUUUAGGUACUCUGUUAAGUGGUUGGUAACACAACAAUCUUUUGAUAAAAGAAUGGAUAAAGACAUCGGUUCUACCUUUAUACCAGACCACAUUAUACAUCGUGCCUCGAUUGCAAACUCAUUUGUCACACUCCUCAUUCUGAUCAUCUGCGUGCUGACAUUUUACGUGCUAGUCCUCCGCAAAGACAUUUCCAAGUACUCUAACGAUGUGGAAGAGAAUCAAGUGGCAGACAAUCAAGAAGAGACGGGAUGGAAGAACAUCCAUGGUGAUGUAUUUAGAUUCCCAAAACAUAAGUCCUUAUUUGCCGCCGCUCUUGGUUCCGGCAGCCAGUUACUUGUACUCAUUGUGUCGAUGCUUGUUCUGGGUCUCCUAGGCUUUUUUCCUCCGUAUCUUCGAGGAGCAUUCUGGAAUGCACUUGUCAUUGUAUAUGCAGUUACUAAUGUGGUCGCAGGAUAUACAUCUGUUUCUUUUUAUUCUCAACUCGAAGGAACCACCUGGAUGAAUAACCUAUUGGCGACAGGAGGGUUAUAUUUCGGGCCUCUGUUUCUCGCAUUUUGUUUUCUAAAUAGUGUUGCCAUCUCUUAUGGAACAACCGUUGCACUGCCAUUGGCGGCGACUGUCGUAUUGUCUCUUAUAUUGGUGUUUAUAGCAUCACCGUUGCUUCUCCUAGGAGGGUUUGUUGGGAAACAUAUGACGCCUGAUUUCCAAGCUCCUUGCAGAACCACUAAAUGUCCUAAAGAGGUUCCUCGGCAACGUUGGUACAGGGGCCUGGUCCCUCAGAUGGUCCUAGCAGGAUUUCUGCCAUUUAGUGUCAUAUAUGUCCAGCUUUACUACAUAUUUGCAACUGUUUGGGGCUAUCGCAUUUACACACUUUACAGCAUUCUCUUGGUAGUAUUCGUUCUGCUUUUGAUCAUAACUGCGUUAAUGUCAAUAGUGCUGACAUACUUUCAGCUUGCUGCUGAAGAUCAUGAAUGGUGGUGGAGGUCAUUUUUCUGUGGUGGAUCUACAGGAUUGUUUAUAUAUGGUUAUUGCAUCUUUUAUUAUUUCUUCAGAUCAGACAUGAAUGGUUUCAUGCAAAUCUCAUAUUUCUUUGGCUACAUGGCUUGUGUCUCCUAUGGCAUCUUCCUUGUACUUGGAACUGUGGGUUUUCGUGCAUCAUUGCUCUUUGUUCGUUAUCUGUAUGCAGCAAUAAAAUGCGAUUAGCAGGUAAGUCACCAUCUCAUUAGAAACCCCUUCAUCACGUAUUCAAAUGAACCCAUCAUUAGCGGGUACCAUUGUUCCAUCAGAUUCAACUGAUGAUAACUGAAAAGUGGGUCUAGAUUGACAGAAGCAAUAAAUCAAAGACAGAAAGCUCGUAACGAUGUAAUUUACUUUUAUGCACAAAUACAUUUGCUGCACGUUUCCUUUUGAUUCUUUUGCAAAUUUGUAAGUAUGCAUAGUUCACAAACAUGUAACUACAAAUUUGUGUGGAGUUAAAGUUAUUCGACUAAAAAUUGUGAAUA
Messenger RNA from Erigeron canadensis, 2284 nucleotides. Its product is annotated as transmembrane 9 superfamily member 3-like. NCBI's taxonomy places the organism in Eukaryota, Viridiplantae, Streptophyta, Magnoliopsida, Asterales, Asteraceae. The transcript has 9 exons. The record is from RefSeq and is a predicted model, not a curated record. The coding region runs from base 204 to 1985 and encodes 593 amino acids. Gene Ontology annotation, cellular component: membrane. Gene Ontology annotation, biological process: protein localization to membrane.